Molecule: messenger RNA, 4461 nt
Organism: Pieris napi
Lineage: Eukaryota; Metazoa; Arthropoda; Insecta; Lepidoptera; Pieridae
Gene: snz
Product: sorting nexin-25
Exons: 16
Coding region: 317-3253 (978 amino acids)
Cellular component (GO): intracellular membrane-bounded organelle
Molecular function (GO): phosphatidylinositol binding
Source: RefSeq, a predicted model, not a curated record
AUUUUAGAUUCCAUAAUCUGUGCGAAAAAUGUCAAGACUUGGAAGUUGGAAAGAAUAAAUCGUUAUUAUAUUAAAUAAAUAUUAAAUAUUUUAGUUUUAACUUAUAUGUUCAAUUUAAAAUUAUAAUAUGUUUUUAGUGAAUCAUUGAUUAGUCAUCAUUAACGUAGAUGUAGUCUGCUGAUUUUAAUUUUACUGACAUAAAUUUACACUUCACUGGCUCACUUUUUUAAAAAUAAUAACAAUAUGAAUCUUUGGACUUCCUUCAAAAAGAAAUUAAUACAAUUUAAAGCGUCCUCAUGUAUCUUAAACUAGGCAAAUGAUAAUGUCUCAGCGAAGAUUUUAUGUUGUGCUUCUCUUAUGCAUCUUACUGUUUUGGUGCUUUCCUUUAAUAUGGAAUUUAACAUACUUCAUUUUAUUUAGUACCACUCUUAUUGUGACUAUUUUUACGUUUACUUUUUUUGGACAUAUCUCAUUGUCGUCACCGCACCAAACGUCGCUAUUUUUAUUUAAUAGUUUAGAAAAAAAAUCUCGCGUGUUAGAAAGUGCAAUAAAAGAUGAAAAAAAUGCUUGGAGUGAUACCAAUAAAAAGCCACAUUUACCAAUUAUAUUUGGACGAACAGUGGAUAGUCAGCUGCAACAGUUACUUGACUAUUUUUUAAGAGAUUUUGUUACUCAAUGGAUAAAGGAGCUGACACAUAAGCCAGAACCAAUAAUUGAAAAGUUUAAGGAGCAUGUUUGGGGUGCUAUUCAAAAUAUAUAUGAAAGAUUGUUAAGAAUAGAUGCUGAGAAAUUGUUAGCCAAUGACAUGGUCACAAAAGUAACACAACACUUUGAGAGAAUAAGGAUUUCUACAAGUUGUGCAAUGGAACUUAAUCAACCUCCAGUGUUCGCUUUAAUGCCACAUUUGAUGUCUUUGGAUACAGAAUUACACUAUCUACGACAAAUAAGUGAAAUGAUGGUUAUGUAUUUGAUGCCACGCUGUUACUCUUUAACUCCAGGUUCACAUCUACUCCGAGAAGUAUUGGCUUGUAAAAUUCUACAACCGGCUAUCGACAUCAUCACAGACCCAGAUUAUAUAAACCAAAAGAUAAUACAAUAUCUGGAGGCUCAAAAGGAAGUGGAUGCAAUGCACGUGAGGACCCACGAAUAUGCUAAGACAUUUGAGGAUUAUAUUCGCCUAAUAAAUAGCUGUCAUAAUGUGGACACACUCAAGCGCUUACGAUAUGACAUAGUGACUCAAAUAAUGCAAGCGACCACUUUGCAAAACAUCAAAAGGGCAAAAGGCGUAGACAUCGAAGUGAUAGAGAAGAGUGGCAACCUGAACAAUGUCAGUCGCCAGCAAGUGGCAGAUGCGAGGAAACUAAAGAGAUACAUAGAUCAGUUAUCUAUCGCAAAAGCCGACUGCGAAGCCGCUCUGAGGAGGUACGGCUGGGAUGGAGCCUUUCCUGUUCUCGAGUCUGACGUCAACACAAUGCCCUUGCAUAACAUCAUGGAGAGCGUCGCCGGCAGAAGGUAUCUGUCGAUGUUCUUAGAGACUCUGUGUUCCCAAGGUCUGGUGGGCUUUUGGUCUGCCGUCGAAGAGCUGCGCCACAGCCACAGGCACAACUGGCACCAACUGGGCGCCGAGAUCUUCUACACCUACAUCAGGUCACCCACGGCCGAGAUUAAAGUCGAUAAGGAGACCAGAAAGAGGAUGGAAUCCUUCCUGCUCGGGGACACGGGACCGGAAGUGUUCUACGAAGUGCAGGACUCGGUGGUGGACACGAUCCAGGACAAGUACUACCACUCGUUCCUGCUCAGCGACCACUAUAGCGCUCUCCUCGCGGAGCUGGCCACGGAGGAGGACAAGGACACGGGCGCGGCGACCUCCGGGGUCGAAGAGCGCGAGGGAGGCGAAGGGCUCUCGCCGGGGGCCGCGGGGACCGAGGGAGGCGCGGGGGCCCAUCUCGCGGAGCACUCCACCUACGCCAGGAGGAAGCUGGACCGGCUGCACGAGAGGCACAGCAACAAGACGCAGGCCUUGGCCGCGUUGCGAGCCUCGCUGAAGCCCGAGUCUCCCGCCCUGACGAUGCUGGCCAACGAAGUGGAGAAGCUGGCCGGCGAGCAGAUGCGGCUCGAGGCCCACUUGGCCCGGACCGACACCUGGGCGGAGCACCUGGGCAGCUGGCGGGCCACGGUGCACAGCGCUGAGCUGCUGGACGAGGCCAAGCCCCCGCAGUUCGUGGUGGUGGUGCACAUGGCGCAGAGCGAGGCCGAGGAGGAGAAGCCGCAGCACAUCUGCUCGGGGUGGGUGCUGCUGAAGACGCUCGCCGAGUUCCAGGAACUGCAUCGCAAGCUGAGGCCCAUGUGUUCGGAAUUGAAGAACCUCGAGUUGCCUUCCAAUUCCUUUAAAUUUAUUUUUGGGAAAAACGACAAGAACUCGCUGGAGAGGGCCAAACUUUUGAUACAAAAAUAUUUAGAGUUCAUCCUAGAAGACGAUAGAUUGAAUCAGUCCGAGGCCGUGUACACCUUCCUCAACCCGAGCUCCGAGCUCCUGAAGCGGGUCGACCUUCCCAAGAAAAACAAGUUCUCCUUCUCCACGUUAUUCAAAAGCGGCAGCGCCGAGGCGCCGAGUCGCCCCUCCUGCGAGAGGGAACCGUUCCCGGCGUCGGCCGACGAGGACGACAUCUCCUCCUACCUGGACGGGAACGGGGAGCUCGCGCGGCCCCAGGCGAACGGAGCCGCGAGAGCGGGGCCGGGGGGCGAGGAGCGGGACGGCGUGGCCGAGCCCCUGUACGCCCUGCUGAGCGAAGUGUUCGACGCGAGAGGAGUCUUCAAGUGGCUCCGGAAGACCCUCGUCUCCUUCGUGCAGAUCACCUACGGACGGACCAUCAACAGGCAAAUUAAGGAGACGAUCUCGUGGUUGUUCUCGGAGCAAAUGCUGCACUACUACAUCAGCGCGGCGCUCAAGUCCUGGUGGCCGGGAGGUGAGCUGUCGGAGACCACCACCAACAGGAACGUCAUGGACAAAGAGCACAGCCGCACCGUGGCCCUCCAGCUGCUGAGCGAGAGCGUCGUGAGCGGGCUGUCCUCUCUGGUGGGCGCCCACGCGGCGGCGAGGGGCGCCCAUCGCCUCUUCCUGGUGCUGCAGGAAGCCACGCACAACCGGCAGCUCUUCUACGAGCUCUUCGAGCUGGUUCUACUCGAGGUGUUCCCCGAGCUGAAGCGUUACCACACUACCUCCUCGAUCGAAGCCAAAGCCUUCCGACAAUAGUUAAGGCGACCGAAAUCAUUUGCGUCGAUAAACGCUCGAUCUCAUCUCGUCACUUCGAACCUUUCAUAUUAUUUUUAUAUUUUUUAUUUGACCUCGGAUUACUUUUAGGAACAUUCCAUAGAUGUAGUGGGAGAUAGAGGCUGUAGUCUGUAUAUUUCUUGAUGUAGCCGUUACUUUAUAACUCGUAUCGUUAUAUAUUUGUGAAUUGCCAUUUGUCAGACACUACGAGUAUCUCUACAUAGUAGUUCUCAUUGAUUUGUAAUUCAGCCCUCGACGUGUACCUGACUGUUAUUUUAUAUUUAUUGUAAGCAUUAAAACGAUGCGAAAUUCGGGAUCAAGUUUGUUUUCUUUGUCGUGCAAACGUUCGUGGAUUUUCUUUCACUGUCACUUUGACAAAGAGCGCCGAACAAUUGUUAGGAACGCACUAGACUUACUAUAUUUAUUUUUGUAAGACGACUGUUAUUUUAUUAUUUGUUCUCUCGUAUACUAUUGUAAAUAAUCGUAUUAUGUAUACCUCAUUACUUUAAGGUGGUAAAUGGCCUAGUUGACAAUAUUUUCCACUAUUUAUUUUGAAAACUAAAUCACUCUUGUUUUGUCUCGUGUGAAGAUUCGUGGCCUCCGAAACGUGUAACUGCAAUAGUGGGACGUAUAAAACUAAUUUAUUUUUUAUGAAUAAGACAAAAGAUCUGUUUUAAGCGUGAUUUAAUAUUUUUUUAAAUAUCCACGUAGACAGUAUUUACUAAUAUUUAAAAGCUUCGAGUUUGAAUAAGACUCGUUCGGAGCAGUCUUUGUACGGAACGGGAAGUUAUGUUUUAUGAAAAGAAUAUGAUAAUGUCGAUUAUAUUAUUAAUUUGGACAAAUAGAGUGAGGACGCAGUGUUCACUUGAAGACCUCGCUAUGAAUAUUGAAGCACAAUGCUAUUUGUAAUGUAUGUUUUGUAAGUGUUGAUACGGGGGAUGAGACGAGAGUCUUCGAGUCGAAAGCUCUUUCGUUUAGAGUAGAACUAAAAAAUAAUAUAUUGAUAACAUUCGCGAUAGCUUUCGGUAUCUCGAAGAUUCUUGUGCUCACCCUAAUGCUUUAAAUAUGUAUUUACUAAAUUUUGACGACCUGGGGCUAUAUUAACUGUUGAAGUUGUUUAGGUGUAUGAGACAUGUUCGUUGUUCAUUUCUGUCUGUAACAUAGAAUGUUCAAUAAAAAUGUCUUGAAAA